UAUGCAACCCGUCGUUGUUGAUGUCGAGACGCAGUGUCGAUGUCACGCUCGACGUUCUAGUUUAACUUGCAGUACGACACGGUUAAGUGCUUACUAGUCUUACAACGAAAUUUUCCCUUCUUUUUUAAUUCAAAUAAUUUCAUCAAUUUUACACGGAGCUUCUAAGUGAAUCACAGCGUUAAGGUACCAGAGUUUCGACUUGAUUUCCAAGUCGAUAUUGUUAAUUCAAUCGUCAUUAAAUAAUCUGCCAAGCUGGGAGACGGUAGAGGAAGACCAAAAAGGGUCAGGAUGGCUGAAGAAUCUUUACCACCCACGCCUGUCAUUAAGGAACGUCAACAGAGUCAUGCACUCCCUCUGGUCAUUAAAAUCGCUGAAGUCCUUUUGGAGGUUUUAAUAAUUGGACUUAUUGUUGAUCCUUUCAAUUCUCAACUGAAAAUACUUAAUCCGGCUGAGAAAAAACUCGACGAUGCGGGAUUUGUUUAUACUACCGUUUGUGGAUACCUGAUCAUCAAUGUGAUUUUCAUCAUUGGAUAUUUCCUCGGCGAUAGAAUCCCAAAGAGAACGUCCCUAAUAUUUUCCAGCGUGGGUGCAUGUCUUCACAUUGCAGCAGCAAGUGUCAUGAUACGCAGGUGGAAACGGAUGACCAACAGUUAUAUUGACUACGGGAUGAAUAACGCAGUUCAUUCCAGUAAACAGUACAAUGACAUGUUAAUAUCUGCAUCUGUAUUUACUUUUGUCAAUGCCGUAGUAUUUGGAGUUGAUGUUUUUAUUACAAUGAGAUUCACGUAGUAAUCUAAAUGGCGGAAAAAAUCGGACAUCUCUGUAAUUUUUCUGUGAUCCUGUCAAAAGUUGAAGGAAAUGAUGAUUCAAAUGGGAGCUUUACGACGGGAUAAUAGAAAAAUUGAGGAGUUACAAGAUAUUUUCUGCUAUUUUAUGGACCGCCUUUCUAAGGAUUGAAAUGGCGGAAAAAUAAGGUAACUCGUCGAUUUAAUUAUAUUAUGAUUGAUUUUCAGCGCUAAAGCCAAUAUUAAUACAUGAAAAAUGAAGAUCGAUUUUAGCCAAAAAUUAUAGUGUUUUUCAAGUUCAAAUGCAUAAUGCUGUAAUCCAAAGUUUUAAAUAACUUGAUCUUAAUGUCAAAUCCGUCCAAUAAUU
Messenger RNA from Fopius arisanus, 1152 nucleotides. RefSeq lists its product as uncharacterized. Gene Ontology annotation, cellular component: plasma membrane. Bases 289 to 789 code for a protein of 166 amino acids. The record is from RefSeq and is a predicted model, not a curated record. The transcript is spliced from 4 exons. Gene Ontology annotation, biological process: septate junction assembly. NCBI's taxonomy places the organism in Eukaryota, Metazoa, Arthropoda, Insecta, Hymenoptera, Braconidae.